Oreochromis aureus is the source of this 1174-nucleotide messenger RNA. Its product is annotated as cytochrome c oxidase assembly factor 7. Gene Ontology annotation, molecular function: protein binding. Bases 271 to 963 code for a protein of 230 amino acids. Lineage: Eukaryota; Metazoa; Chordata; Actinopteri; Cichliformes; Cichlidae. Gene Ontology annotation, cellular component: mitochondrial intermembrane space. The record is from RefSeq and is a predicted model, not a curated record. The transcript has 3 exons.
CAGGAAGCGAUCAGCUGAAGAAAGACAAACGUGACCGCGUCCUUCUGCUUUUCAAAGGGGCGCUAUUAUACCAUUAAGCACUCUUUGCUCAUAUAAUGACUUCACAUUUAGCGUUAAGCAUCCAGAUAGACUUUUGCGUUUUGGGAAAACCCUUUUCAGCAUCGCAUAUCAAAGUCAGUCAUCAAGGUCAAGCAGCAGCGGUGGAUGCCGUGAGGAGCUGAGCACAUGUGAUUGUUGCAGAGGUGAAACUAGUUCAAGUAAAGCGGAGAAAUGGCUGGACUUAUAAACUUUGAAGACGAGAAGGAAGUGAAGCAGUUUUUGGAUAAUUUAGGCGUGGAGUACAGCUUCCAGUGCUACAAGGAGAAAGAUCCUGAAGGGUGCCAAAGGCUCGCUGACUACUUGGAAGGGGUCAAGAAGAACUACGAUUCUGCAGCACAAGUGCUCAAACAUAACUGUGAGACGCAUGGGCAUGGAGAGAGCUGCUAUAAACUCGGUGCUUACCACGUCACCGGCAAAGGUGGAGUCACCCAGUGUCUGAAAGCAGCCUACUCUUGUUUUCUGCGCUCCUGCAAUUCUGGUGGAAAGAAGUCUGUAGACGCUUGCCAUAAUGUUGGUCUUUUAGCCCAUGACGGACGAGCUAUGGAAGGAGGACCUGACCUGAAAGCAGCUCGGCAGUACUAUGAGAAGGCGUGCGCAGGUGGAUUCGCUCCUUCCUGCUUUAACCUCAGCGCUUUGUUCAUUCAGGGCAGUUCCAAAGGGCUGGCACCAGAUAUGGCUCUCGCUCUAAAAUACGCUAACAGGGCUUGUGAACUGGGACACGUGUGGGGCUGCGCCAAUGCAAGUCGCAUGUACAGACUUGGGGAUGGUACAGAAAAGGAUGAAAAGAAAGCAGAGGAGCUGAAAAAUCGAGCAAGGGAGCUGCAUGGUUUAGAAAAGGAAAGGCAGCUUAAAUUUGGGGAGUAGCACACUUUGUUGAAUCAUCGUUGUUUUGGUUUAGAUUAUUUGUUAGAUAGUUUGUUUGAAUAAACCCACCUUGUUCACAGGGUUCAAAGAUUGAAGAUAAUGUAUAUUAUUUUUAAAAACAUGAUUAAGUGGACCCUUUUACAGCCUGUAAAUUAUGCAUCAGUACAUUCAAAACAUUUGCAUAAAAAAUAAAAAUGGUACAUUCAUCUAA